Messenger RNA from Peniophora sp. CBMAI 1063, 684 nucleotides. The record is from the annotation of a GenBank genome assembly. NCBI's taxonomy places the organism in Eukaryota, Fungi, Basidiomycota, Agaricomycetes, Russulales, Peniophoraceae.
AUGGUCGGUCUCACGGUCCUCUCUACACUGGUCGCAUCUGCGCUGUAUGUCGGCGCCACACCGAUGAAGCGUGCUGUUCCAUACUACAAUCCAACAAAUGCAGCUGGCGGUUCGAUGUUGGACUGGCUGGUGAAUGGCAAGGGCGAACCUCUCAAUGUCAUCGUCUCUGGAUUGAGCUCCUCCGACGUCUUGACUGUCGACGGCAUCGUGAACUAUGCACGCUCGAUCGGCUACUCAGCAGAGUGCCUCGGUCUUCACUCGGGAACACCGCAAACCGCUACUCUAGGGGACGGCAAUCGAAACCAGAGCGAGCUCAUUGUCAUUCGCGAGGACUACAACAAUGAACCGAUCGGUACUUGUCUGGAGAGCUUGAUCGGCGGAAACCACUUCCGCGUCUUCAAGCAGAACGGAACUGAGGCGCAAAGCAAUGCGCUAUUCCUCGCAGUGUCGCAAGAAGAGGAUGUGACCCAAGGUCAUACCAUCUCACCGAAUGGGUACAACAUCGGACGUGAUCGACUCGUGGCUGCAGCACUGGAGAACAACGGUACCUCGUCGUUCGGAGGCGUCUCCUACAGUAUCACGGCGGAGAAUAUCACCGGAUUGCUUGCACCGGGUGCGGACCAGAUUGACGACGACAUCGCACAGGACGGAAUCGUCACCCUGUUGACGGUGACUAUCGUGUAG